AUGACAACCCUUGAGCCUUAUAAAGGCAACUACUACCUUUGGAAAUAUCUACCCUCUCUCGAGGGCGCAGCUAUUUCUGCUGCCUUGUUUAGUAUCGCCACCAUAGCCCAUACGUUGCGGCUCUUCAAGAACCGAAGCUGGUUUGCCAUACCAUUUCCCAUCGGCGGAAUAAUGGAGGCUAUCGGGUUUGCUACCCGGGGUGUUGCAAGGAAGAAAACUGGCCAACUGAUGCCCUAUGUCAUCCAGAAUACCCUUAUUCUUCUGGCCCCCGUCUUCUUCGCAGCCUCGAUUUACAUGACGCUUGGCCGACUCAUCCGCAUGACCAAUGGCGAGCGUCACUCCGUCAUCAGUCUUAAGUGGCUCACCAAAAUCUUUGUUACUGGCGAUGUCCUCUCGCUUCUGGUUCAGGGAGGCGGAGCCGGUAUGAUGGUUAUGGAUGACUUUGCGAAGAUGGCAGAGAAAAUUGUAAUAGGAGGGUUGUUGAUUCAGAUCAUCAUCUUUGGGCUGUUCAUCAUCACGGUCACCAUGUUUCAUAUUCGAAUGCAUGGAGAUCCGGUCAGCAAGCACGCCUUGGCUGGUGGGUUUGAGUGGGAGCCUACGAUUUGGAUGCUCUCCAUCGUCAGUGUGCUCAUCAUGGGUCGUUCAAUCUUUCGAGUGGCAGAAUUCGUCAUGGGCAAUGACGGAUAUCUUCUUUCUCAUGAAUGGCCUCUCUACCUCUUUGACGCACUGCCGAUGUUUGCAGUUAUGGCCGUGUUUUGGCAUUGGUGGCCACUGACGUCUUCACAUCGAUCGAGUUGGACAUCGCUCAGGAGUCUCAAUAACCAAAGUCAUACUAGACUUUAA
Molecule: messenger RNA, 843 nt
Organism: Fusarium keratoplasticum
Lineage: Eukaryota; Fungi; Ascomycota; Sordariomycetes; Hypocreales; Nectriaceae
Exons: 2
Coding region: 1-843 (280 amino acids)
Cellular component (GO): membrane
Source: RefSeq, a predicted model, not a curated record